Molecule: messenger RNA, 6213 nt
Organism: Cervus elaphus (red deer)
Lineage: Eukaryota; Metazoa; Chordata; Mammalia; Artiodactyla; Cervidae
Gene: TNKS2
Product: tankyrase 2
Exons: 27
Coding region: 370-3870 (1166 amino acids)
Molecular function (GO): protein binding; NAD+ poly-ADP-ribosyltransferase activity
Source: RefSeq, a predicted model, not a curated record
GCCCGCUGGCCGAAACCUGUCCGGCCUGCUUUCUGCCACCGCGCACGCGCGGCGCGACGUCACGUGCGCUCCCAGGGCUCAGCGGAGCUGGCGGGAGGGGCCUUGCCAGCUUCCGCCGCCGCGUCGCUGCUGAGCUCGAAAGGCGGGUUCUCGGUGCCUCCGCGGCGGGGUAGCCGGAGGUCGCGAGGCCGAUCGAGGGACGCGAGGUGGCGCGGCCAUGGGACUGCGCCGAGCCCGGUGACAGCAGGGAGCCGAGCGGCCCGGGCCCUGAGCGCGUCUCCUCCGGGGGGCCUCGCCCUCCUGCUCGCGGGGCCGGGGCUCCUGCUGCCGUUGCUGGCGCUGCUCCUGGCGGCGGCGGCGGCCAGAAUAAUGUCAGGCCGCCGCUGCGCCGGCGGGGGCGCGGCCUGCGCGGGCGCGGCGGCCGAGGCCGUGGAGCCGGCCGCUCGCGAGCUGUUCGAGGCUUGCCGCAACGGGGACGUGGAGCGAGUUAAGAGGCUGGUGACGCCCGAGAAGGUGAACAGCCGCGACACGGCGGGCAGGAAGUCCACUCCGCUCCACUUCGCCGCAGGUUUUGGUCGGAAAGAUGUAGUUGAAUAUUUGCUUCAGAAUGGCGCAAACGUCCAAGCACGUGAUGAUGGGGGCCUUAUUCCUCUUCAUAAUGCAUGCUCUUUUGGUCAUGCUGAAGUGGUCAAUCUCCUUUUGCGACAUGGUGCAGACCCAAAUGCUCGUGACAAUUGGAAUUAUACUCCUCUCCAUGAAGCUGCAAUUAAAGGAAAGAUUGAUGUUUGCAUCGUGCUCUUACAACAUGGAGCAGAGCCAACCAUUCGAAAUACAGAUGGAAGGACAGCGCUGGAUUUAGCAGACCCGUCUGCCAAAGCCGUGCUGACUGGUGAAUAUAAGAAGGAUGAACUCUUGGAAAGUGCCAGGAGUGGCAAUGAGGAAAAAAUGAUGGCUCUGCUUACACCAUUAAAUGUCAACUGCCAUGCAAGUGAUGGCAGAAAGUCAACUCCAUUGCAUUUGGCAGCAGGUUACAACAGAGUAAAGAUUGUACAGCUGUUGUUGCAACAUGGAGCUGAUGUUCAUGCUAAAGAUAAAGGUGAUCUGGUGCCCCUGCACAAUGCCUGUUCCUAUGGUCAUUAUGAAGUAACUGAACUUCUGGUCAAGCAUGGUGCCUGCGUAAAUGCAAUGGACUUGUGGCAGUUCACUCCUCUCCAUGAGGCUGCUUCCAAGAACAGGGUUGAAGUGUGUUCUCUUCUCCUGAGUUAUGGCGCAGAUCCAACACUGCUGAAUUGUCACAAUAAAAGUGCUAUAGACUUGGCUCCCACACCACAGUUAAAAGAAAGGUUAGCAUAUGAAUUUAAGGGCCACUCCUUGCUUCAGGCUGCACGGGAAGCUGAUGUUACACGAAUCAAAAAACAUCUCUCUCUGGAAAUGGUGAACUUUAAGCAUCCUCAAACACAUGAAACAGCAUUGCAUUGUGCUGCCGCAUCUCCAUAUCCCAAAAGAAAGCAAAUAUGUGAACUGUUGCUAAGAAAAGGAGCCAACAUCAAUGAAAAGACUAAAGAAUUCUUGACUCCUCUGCACGUGGCUUCUGAGAAAGCUCAUAAUGAUGUUGUCGAAGUAGUGGUGAAACAUGAAGCAAAGGUUAAUGCUCUGGAUAAUCUCGGUCAGACUUCUCUGCACAGAGCUGCACAUUGUGGUCAUCUGCAAACCUGCCGCUUACUCCUGAGCUAUGGGUGUGAUCCUAACAUUAUAUCCCUUCAGGGCUUUACUGCCUUACAGAUGGGAAAUGAAAAUGUGCAGCAACUUCUUCAAGAGGGUAUCCCAUUAGGUAAUUCAGAGGCAGACAGACAGUUGCUGGAAGCUGCAAAGGCUGGAGAUGUAGAAACUGUAAAAAAACUGUGUACUGUUCAGAGUGUCAACUGCAGAGACAUUGAAGGGCGUCAGUCUACACCGCUCCAUUUUGCAGCUGGCUAUAAUCGGGUGUCUGUGGUGGAAUAUCUGCUGCAACACGGAGCUGAUGUGCACGCUAAAGAUAAAGGAGGCCUUGUACCUUUGCACAAUGCGUGUUCUUACGGACAUUAUGAAGUUGCAGAACUUCUUGUUAAGCAUGGAGCAGUAGUUAAUGUAGCUGACUUAUGGAAAUUUACACCUUUACAUGAAGCUGCAGCCAAAGGAAAAUAUGAAAUUUGCAAACUUCUGCUUCAGCAUGGUGCAGACCCCACAAAGAAAAACAGAGAUGGAAACACUCCUUUGGAUCUGGUUAAAGAUGGAGAUACAGAUAUUCAAGAUCUACUUAGGGGAGAUGCAGCUUUAUUGGAUGCUGCCAAGAAGGGUUGUUUAGCCAGAGUAAAGAAGUUGUCUUCACCAGAUAAUGUAAAUUGCCGUGAUACACAAGGCCGACAUUCAACACCCUUACAUUUAGCAGCUGGUUAUAAUAAUUUAGAAGUGGCAGAGUAUCUCCUACAACAUGGAGCUGAUGUGAAUGCUCAGGACAAAGGAGGACUUAUUCCUUUACACAAUGCAGCGUCUUACGGCCAUGUAGAUGUAGCAGCUUUACUAAUAAAAUAUAAUGCAUGUGUCAAUGCUACGGACAAAUGGGCUUUCACACCUUUGCACGAGGCAGCCCAGAAGGGACGAACACAGCUUUGUGCAUUACUAUUGGCCCAUGGAGCUGAUCCAACGCUUAAAAAUCAGGAAGGACAAACACCUUUAGAUUUAGUUUCAGCAGAUGAUGUCAGUGCUCUCCUGACAGCAGCCAUGCCCCCUUCUGCUCUGCCUUCAUGUUAUAAACCUCAAGUGCUCAAUGGCAUGAGAAGCCCAGGAGCCGCUGCAGAUGCUCUGUCUUCAGGUCCAUCCAGCCCAUCAAGCCUUUCUGCAGCCAGCAGUCUUGACAACUUAUCUGGCAGUUUUUCUGAACUAUCUUCAGUAGUCAGUUCAAGUGGAACAGAGGGUGCUUCCAGUUUGGAGAAAAAGGAAGUUCCAGGAAUAGAUUUUAGCAUUACUCAAUUUGUAAGAAAUCUUGGACUUGAACACCUAAUGGAUAUAUUUGAGCGAGAACAGAUCACGUUGGAUGUAUUAGUUGAGAUGGGACACAAGGAGUUGAAAGAGAUUGGAAUCAAUGCUUAUGGACAUAGACACAAAUUAAUUAAAGGAGUUGAGAGGCUUAUCUCUGGACAACAAGGUCUUAACCCAUACUUAACUCUGAAUACCUCUGGAAGUGGAACAAUUCUCAUUGAUCUGUCUGCUGAAGAUAAAGAGUUUCAGUCUGUGGAGGAAGAGAUGCAAAGUACAGUCCGAGAGCACAGAGAUGGAGGUCACGCAGGUGGGAUCUUCAACAGAUACAAUAUUCUCAAGAUUCAGAAAGUUUGUAACAAGAAACUAUGGGAAAGAUACACGCACAGGAGAAAAGAAGUUUCUGAAGAAAACCACAACCAUGCAAAUGAAAGAAUGCUAUUUCAUGGGUCUCCCUUUGUGAAUGCAAUUAUCCAUAAAGGCUUUGAUGAAAGGCAUGCCUACAUAGGAGGCAUGUUUGGAGCUGGGAUCUAUUUUGCUGAAAACUCUUCCAAAAGCAAUCAGUAUGUAUAUGGAAUUGGAGGAGGUACUGGGUGUCCAGUACAUAAAGACAGAUCUUGUUACAUUUGCCACAGGCAGCUGCUCUUUUGCCGUGUAACCUUGGGAAAGUCUUUCCUGCAGUUCAGUGCAAUGAAAAUGGCGCAUUCUCCUCCAGGUCAUCACUCAGUCACUGGUCGACCUAGUGUAAAUGGCCUAGCAUUAGCUGAAUAUGUUAUUUACAGAGGAGAACAGGCUUAUCCUGAAUAUUUAAUUACUUACCAGAUUGUAAGGCCUGAAGGUAUGGUUGAUGGGUAAAUAGUUGUUUUAGGAAACUAGCACCGCCGAACCUAAAAUCAUCUAAGCAGCUGGUGGCCUCGUAAGUUUUACUCCUUUGCCGAGAAAAAUCAUCUUGUCCACAACCCUGUGGCAAAAGGUUAAAAAUGUGAAAGGGUUUUACCAUUCUGACUUGAUAGAGCUUUAAUAAUGUACAGUGUUUUCUAAAUGUUUCCUGUUUUUCAGCACUUUAACAGAUGCCAUUCCAGGUUAAGCUGGGUUUGUCUGUACUAAAUUAUAAACAGAGUUAACUUGAAUCUUUUAUACAUUGAUUCUAACAGAAACUGUAAUUCCCCUCAACAGAACUCGUUUCACUAAUACAGUACUGUGUUCUUCAAACACAGCAUUCACACUGAAUACAGUUUCAUUUGUAAAACUGUAAAUAAGAGCUUUUGUACUAGCCCAAUAUUUAUUUACAUUGCUUUGUAAUAUAAAUCUACUGUUUUAGAAUGGCAGCGGUUUACAGAUUUUUUUCAUAUGUACUGCUCGUCUGUACUUCAUCUUGAAUCAUCAUGAUUGAGUGAUCUUUGACGUUUGAUUCCAGAGGCUGUGUUGAAUUGUUAGCAGACACCUUGUCACUUGGGAAAGAUUGAUCCUUCAGAUUUAAUUUGUUGAUGGAAACAUUUAUCUCUCAUCAGUAAUCUUUCCCAUUUAAGAACUUGUUUCAUAAAUACUCUGGGAGUUUAAUUUGUGAUAACUUUGUAUGUAUAACACACAUUCCAAAGAGCUCUAACUUUCACAGUCCUGAUUAUUAAAGACACUUCUUUACAAGCCUCACACUCUGGGUUUCACAUUGAAAAUUUUUCUUAUGUUAUUUUGUGAAAAUUAGAGCAAGAGCUUCUGUUUUUUAGAGAACAGUUAUAGUGUUGUUUUCAUGGAAUGUAAAUAGGAAGUUGAAUUUCAGAUGGUGGGAAGGGUAAUCCUGAAAUUUUUCGAAUCUGUUCUAAUUACCUUAAAUUUAAAGGGAAAAAAAUAGCAGAUGGGAGUGGGUGGUUUUUCUCCUGUUCCUUUUCUUUGGCCUUACUAUUUCAUGUAUAACCAGUUUAUACACCAUAGGUAAGCUCAACCCAAAACCAUGACACGUGGGUGUCCCAGUUCUCUCCUGGCCUGCUGAAUAAGCAGGUGCCAUGAGAUGGGUGCUUCCGCUUCUGGGUUGCCUCAUCGUGACAUGUUACACCCACUUGGAAAUACACUCUGCAUCGCCUGGUGACCAGGCUUGUUUGGCAGCUGUGGAGGGGAAUACCAUCCCAUAAAAUGCCAUUCCUAUUUUUUAAGGUAAAACUACUUUUCCAUGAAAUAUGCUAAAGCAUCUUGGUACAGAGACAUGAGUUACAGCUUGGCAAUCUGUUGACUCUCGAUCUCUUGGAAGUCAAAGAAAGAUUGUUACCCACUUAAACCUCUGUUAAUGAGGCUGUUCCUAUCCACUCUCUGUACCAGUUCACAUUUGUUUUACAUUUUAUUCAGUCUCUAAAUUAACUGGGCCUUUGCAGUAACUUGUACAUAAAGUGCUAGAAAAUCAUGUUUCUUGUCUUGAGUAAGAGUUAUUCACAGUAAAUGCAUAUCUGGAGUUGUUUCUAUUGAUGUAAAUUGUGAUCAUUAUUUAAGAGGUCAAUUCCUGACCAUAAAGUGCUUUUUAUACAGCUCUCUAAUAAUUGCAAAUAUGAUCCUAAAGUUGUUUCUUGGAACACAAAUGGAGUAUGCCAAAUUUUAUAUAAUUUUUCAGGUUCUGGAAGCUUCCAGGUUUUAUAAUUAGAAGAUAAUGAGAUGAGUUAGUGGAGUUUAUAUUUACAUACCUUCUCUCUCAUCAUUUAGCUCAUAUUGCUCACCAUAUGAAUGAAUCUGGAAUUGUUUAUCAUGUAAAAUCAUCAUGAUCUAUGAGUUUACGAUUUUGCAGCCUGUGUUGUUUCAUCUAAUUCAUUUCUUAAUUAGUGUGUUGCUUUUCUAUGAAUGAUUAUAUUGUGGUUAAUAUGUUAGCAUGGCAUAUUUCAGAUAGCUUUUUGUUAGGAGCUUGGGGGUGUGGGGGGGGAACUGGGGAUUUCUUUGAAGUUUUUGCAUGAAAUAUCUUACUUUAUGAUGAUGGAAUUGCUUUUUCUUUUGUCUUAUGAUUUUUUUUAAGAGAUUUAACUUUUUGUGUGAGUAGUACUAUUGUAUCCAUCUUGAGUGUCUUACUUGUACUGUAUCACAUUCCAUACCCUCAUUUAAUUCUUAAUAAACUGUUCACUUGUUUUUCUGGGUAGCAUGGUAAUUACUGGAAUAGUAUAAAUGUAUUGAAUGGUCUUUGAAAAAAAUGGAUUAAGAUUACAAUAAACCACAAUUGCAGGAAAA